AGUCAGGCAAAUAUUCAUACGAGUGGCUGUCAAAAAAGGCCAAUCAAGCAAAUAUUUGGUGCAAACACAAACUUUAGAUCUUUGCGCGUUCGACUACAAACACGUAAAACAUUAUAUCUGAGUAUUUAAUUUAUUGCUUUUCAUUUCGCUCGAUUGAUUUCAAGAAUCGAAAUAAUGUCAGUGAUAUUAAUUUUCCUGCUUGUGAGCGCCGCCAUGAACUGCUCUCUAGCAGCGCCUACUCCUGAGGAGACAUCGACAGAAUAUUUCACUACCCAGCCUGUAAUUGUAACGACCAAUGAGAAUGAAUGCAAGGCUGAGGUGUCAGCGCAGUGCCCAGCAACCGACCCUGAAAUUGCCGUUAAUCUUCCUGACCCUGACGACUGCACGAGCUUCUGCGAGUGCUCUGGCGGCACUGCCUACGCUAUCCACUGUGAUGGAGGUCUCUACUACGACGAAAAACUGCAUAUAUGUAACUGGCCAGACAAUGUGGACUGUGGCAAUAGACCGAUCCCCCCGUUUGCUGCUUGAUCGUCUGCAGAGGCUGAAGGAUCGGACGCCCCUUGAAUUUUCGGACUUUCUUGGGACAACGUUAACCUAAUGACCCUAGUGGUGUAAUGCUACUAUGGCUUACAUUAAUUCACUAAUGUUUUCGUUUCCUCAAAAUAUCAGUAAAACAUAGAAAGAUA
Molecule: messenger RNA, 686 nt
Organism: Hyalella azteca
Lineage: Eukaryota; Metazoa; Arthropoda; Malacostraca; Amphipoda; Hyalellidae
Exons: 3
Coding region: 175-528 (117 amino acids)
Cellular component (GO): extracellular region
Molecular function (GO): chitin binding
Source: RefSeq, a predicted model, not a curated record